Melitaea cinxia (Glanville fritillary) is the source of this 658-nucleotide messenger RNA. Its product is annotated as protein FAM98B-like. The record is from RefSeq and is a predicted model, not a curated record. NCBI's taxonomy places the organism in Eukaryota, Metazoa, Arthropoda, Insecta, Lepidoptera, Nymphalidae. The transcript has 2 exons. Bases 31 to 312 code for a protein of 93 amino acids.
AUUGUUAAUAUACAAGUACGAGUAUACAACAUGAACAUUUUAGCGUGUGUAGGACUGCUGAUAUGUGUCUGCACAGCAUACACGUCAGGACUACCUAGUCCAGCACAUGAAUCAAGCUCUUCACUUAAAAUCGCGCCCGAGACACCUGGCGAAGUUUUAGCUCCAGAAGAGUCUCGAGGUGGCUGGGGUGGUGGUGGCUGGGGUGAUCGUGGCGGGGGAGGUGGUCGUGGAUGGGGAGGAGGUGGCGGAGGGGGUGGUGGUCGUGGAUGUUGUGGCGGCUGGGGCGGUCGCCACUUCUUUGGGGGACGUUAAAGACUACUUAUAAUUGUCCGAUAUUGUACUCUUUUCUGUGACUAUAAUUUCAAAUAAAUUUUUACUGCUUUAAUUUUUAGAUGUCAAUUAUAUGUUUAACGAUAUUCAGUCAAAAGUAAUGAAAAUAAAGUGCGUUAAUUAAUAAGCUGUAUAAGAACAAUGUUUAAAUAUUUUCGGUUUUGCAAUGUUUUCAUACUGUUCCUUAUAUUUUUUCGUGUAAUUUUAUCCACUGACAUUAGAGUGUAAGGUGAGUGUUUUCCCGAGAAAUACUUUGAACCUAGUGUUUUUAAUUUAUGCUUCAAUUUUUACUUUUUAAAUAUAUUCAAUUCAUUUGUUAAUUAAACAA